This is a messenger RNA of Punctularia strigosozonata HHB-11173 SS5, 3309 nucleotides long. RefSeq lists its product as uncharacterized. Gene Ontology annotation, biological process: DNA-templated transcription. Gene Ontology annotation, molecular function: DNA binding; zinc ion binding. The transcript is spliced from 3 exons. Lineage: Eukaryota; Fungi; Basidiomycota; Agaricomycetes; Corticiales; Punctulariaceae. The coding region runs from base 24 to 3089 and encodes 1021 amino acids. The record is from RefSeq and is a predicted model, not a curated record.
CGAACGCGACCACACUCCCGCCCAUGGACUAUUACCGCGCGCCCUCCUUUUCCUCGCCCGGGGCCGACGACGAGGGUGCACCUCGCGUCACCUCGCGGCUCGUCCGCCUCCUCCCUCGUUCGCGAGCGACGCGAGAGAGGAUGCUCGACGCCGUCGAGCAGACCAUGAAGACCCAACCCUCCUUCCACUGGGCCCACUUUCGCCGGCGCGUGGACGCCCUGUUCGCUGCCUUCCCAGAAUCAUCUCCGUCCCCCUCUGGCUCUUCAUCCUCCUCACCUUCGGAGGAACCAAGAACGACGACCCUGGGUUUUUUCGCGUCGGUCGCGGCCGCGUUCGCGCUCGGCUCCCUGCUCGUCGAGCGCGGGGACGCGGCACCUGCCGGAGCUGGUUCCAACUCCACUUCGGCUCCGGCGACCGCCGCUAGCUCUGGAUGGACGUUCACGUCUUCUCCGCCUUCGACGGGCUCUUCCUCCGGCUACAGCUCGUUUGGGCAUUUCUCGAACGAUACCGAGUUGCCCUCGUACGGACUCGCGCUUGACGCGGACGACGUCGACAGGAAGGACGUGCUCAUGCGCUCCGCCGCCGAACCUGAGGAAUCCUGCCCGUCUGCGUCAGACUCGGCGGGAUCGCUCUACGCGCUCUCCGUGCACACGCUUUCGAUAGCAGAGCUCGCGCCCGGGCACGCAUACGACCUCGAUACCGUGUCAGGAAUGAUCCUUCAGAUCCUGUAUCUCCUCCACCGACCCGGCGGGCCCGGUCAGGGCCUCCCGAAUGCGCUCUUACCGCUCGUGGGCAAAUUGGUGAGCGUCGCGAGGACGAUGGGGCUCGCGAGCGAUCCAGACGAAUGGAAAGGCCGGUAUGGCGUGUUCGAGGCGGAGAUGCGACGCAGGGCGUGGUGGGACGUGUAUUAUUAUGACGUGUUCGUUUCGGAUGCGCUGGGGCAUCCGCCGCUUAUUGCGGACGACACACACACCACCAAGAUGCCUGCGGAUGUGGACGAGGCUGCGUUCGGUCCGCACUGCACCUCGCUUCCGAUCCCGCCACCGCUCCGUGCCGAGGAUGGCGACGCAUCCUCCGCGUUCUUCGGGCUCAAGUGCAAGGAAGCCCAGCUGGUCAAGGCGAUCAAGAAGCGCGUAUAUCGGGACGUGCUGGGCGACAAGGGCGAGAUGACGCUCGAAGAGGCCGCCACGAUCGAGGGCGAGGUUUUGCAGUGGACGAAGGAUCUCCCGCCUGCGUUCCGGCUGUCGCUCUCGGCUGCGACAGAUGCCACCAACCCCAUCCUUCUCGCUCAGCAAUGCGAACUGGCGAUCGUCGCCUCCUCAUUGAUCCUCAAGCUGUACCUUCCCUUCCUCAAGACGCGCUCGUCGGCACGCGCUCGCCCGAGGCCAGGCCAGGCGGUGCACGCCACGUUGAACGCGGCGCACGAGAUCAUCGGGGCGAGCAAGGCGUUGUACGGCGUCUGGCGGCAGACGCGGCCUGCGGCGUUUGGGUUCUACGACUUUGGAAAGAGCGUGUUCGGGGCGGCAGUCGUCUGUGCGCACGCGCUCAUACACGAGCCGAACGGGAUGCUGGCGCCCGCUGCUACGGAGGACGUGCGAGUAGCGCUCGAGAUCCUCAGGGAUCCGCUCGUGUCACCCCCCUCUAAGGCAGGCGAUGGCACCCACGCAAACGAGGCCGUGCGCGUCAUCGAGCUCAUGCUGAAGAAGGCGGAUGACGCGAAGACGGGCAUGGCCGUCGGGCUCACUUUCCAUCCAGGUGCGAAGCGGAAAAGGAGUGAGGCAGAGGACGUGCUCGGCGCGGGCUUCCAACUGCCAUACGUCGGGCCCGGGGCGAUGGUCCGCGCCGCUGAGCCAACGCCGGUAACGACGUCCGUCACGACCGUACCACCGUCCGCGACCGUCAGCCCGUCCACAUCGACAAACAGCGCGCAUUCCUCCUCCACCGGCACCAGCGUCAGCGCCACCACCGUUACUAUCCGCGAAGCGCCGCCAGUCCCGCAACCGACGCCCCAAGCGGCGGAUCAAGCUCGGCCCCUGCUCGUGCCUGCCGCUAGCGCCGUGUCGCGCCCAAGGACGGGCAGCGACGGGAAGACGCGUCCGCCGAUUGGCAUACGCGCGCGGGGGAAGGAGGGCACUGUCUACAGUCGCGCCCGCGACCAGCAAGCGCAACGACAGCAGUUGCAGUCGGACCACCCCGGGGCACCGCCGCCUAUCAUCGUUCCGAGCCAGCGACAACUCAGUUCGGCGUCGUUGCAGUCGACGCCCGCGCCCGAGUCCGCCACGGAGCGGACGAGGUCGCAGCACGGUGCCUUCCCGCCGCCUCCGCCGCACAACUCAUACGGCGGCUCGCUGGCGUCGUCCACCGCGUCGGCGCAGGCGACCCCGACGCUGAGCACGCUCGAGCUGCCGUUCGGCGAGGCGCACGUGCAGCGGCAGGCCGCUGGCGCGUACGCCCAGGAGAACGCAUCGUCGCGGGCCUCGUCCGUGUUCGACCUGCAGAGCACGUCCCGGUCGAUGCAGGCCGCACCCGCGUACGCUAUGAGCGUCGAUGCGCUUGGUCAAAGAAGCGCAUCCGAGUCCAGCUCUCCCUACGACAAUGGCCCGUCGGCGCCGCAACCGAGCCCACCGACCGCGUAUCCGCUGCGGCAGAGCCCACCGACGUACGGCGAUCGUCAGCCACAGCAGCCACAGCAACCACAGCCGGCGCCGCCUUCCGCCCCUCUUCAACAGGGAUACCCGUACAUGUCGAGCUACGCCCCGCAGGAGCGACAGCCGGACGCGAGCCAGUACAAGGACGGCUACCCUAUGAUGGGCCUCGGCAUGCCGCCCGAUCCUGCCGGGCCCGAGAUGCAACUCACACCGAGGGGCCUCGCGGGUUCGACCUACCCUGCACAACAUCAGCCACAGGAGACGGGCAUGUAUCCAUCGCCGCCCGAGUCUGCGCAGUUUGCGCGGCCCGGGGCGUACGACGACCCGCACGCGCCGCCACCACCAGCCACGACGUGGGGCGGAGGACACGACGGUUGGCAGCAGCAGCACGCGCCGAACGAAUACAAAUUCACGCAUGCGCAUCACAACAACGGGUGGUGAUUUUUUGUGAUUCUCCCCUGGAAACUCACUGGAACAAAAAGAAAAUGGAGUAUAACUCAUCCUGCAUUUACCGGACGGGCGGUUUGUUCUCCUUAUUAUCUUACGGACCUCCUUAUUAUUUAUUCAUCCAUUAGAUCUGUGGUAUCAUAUAUCUCCUCAUCUCCAUAUCUCCCCUUCCCCCUCUCCCACCAUUGUGUGUGCUUCUGGUUUUCUCUCCCCC